GCGGCCCCGGGCCCCUUUGUUCGGCGGGAGGCGGCGGCCGCGCCGCUCCGCCGCUUUGUCCGCCGCUGUCGGCGGGAGCCGCUCGUCCCGGCGCGCCCAGGGUUUAAGCCAACUGCCUGGCCAGGAUGAGCUGGAGUUUCUUGACACGGCUCCUGGAGGAGAUCAACAACCACUCGACCUUUGUGGGCAAGAUCUGGCUGACGGUCCUCAUCGUCUUCCGCAUCGUGCUGACAGCCGUGGGGGGCGAGUCCAUCUACUACGACGAGCAGAGCAAGUUCGUCUGCAAUACACAGCAGCCCGGCUGCGAGAACGUCUGCUACGACGCCUUUGCCCCUCUCUCCCACGUCCGCUUCUGGAUCUUCCAGAUCAUCAUGGUGGCCACGCCAUCGGUCCUCUACCUGGGCUUUGCCAUGCACCGCAUCGCCCGCAUGCCUGAGUCCUCGCGGCGCCGAGCGCCGGCAGCCCGGCGGGCACGCAUGCCCGUGGUGCGCCGGGGAGCUGGGCGCGACUACGAGGAGGCAGAGGAUGACAACGAAGAAGACCCCAUGAUCUUUGAAGAGAUUGAGGUGGAGAAAGAGAAGAGCCCAGAGGGCGGCGAGAAGCACGACGGCCGGCGCCGCAUCAAGCAGGAUGGGCUGAUGCGGGCCUACGUCCUGCACUUGCUGUGCCGCUCGCUGCUGGAGGCGGCGUUUCUCUUCGGGCAGUACCUGCUGUACCGCUUCGAGGUGAGGCCCUCCUACAUCUGCAGCCGCAGCCCCUGCCCACACACCGUCGACUGCUUUGUCUCCCGUCCCACCGAGAAGACCAUCUUCCUCCUCGUCAUGUAUGCCGUCAGCGGGCUCUGCCUCUUCCUCAACCUCUGCGAGCUCGUGCACCUCGGUGUGGGGCGCAUCCGGGACGCCCUCAGCCAGCCCGACGGCCCCCCGCUCCCGGCAGCCAGCAGCCCUGCACCACAGUACCCCAAGAAGGCCCCCGGCGCGCCCCCCACCUACCACUCGUUGAAGAAGGAACCGCCACAAGCCCCGCUGCCCGAUGGCAAGCUGGACUACCGGGAGAGCCUGGCUCAGGUGGCAGCAGCGGGACGCUUUGCCCUGGCCGGGGCCCCCCCGGCACACGAGCUGGAUCGGCUGCGCGAGCACCUGCGCCUGGCCCAGGAGCACCUGGAGGUGGCCUUCCACCUGCAGCCCCCGCCGCAGCUGCCCAGCCCUGCCCGCAGCAGCAGCCCCGAGGCCAACGGCAUGGCCGCCGAGCAGAACCGCCUCAACCUCGCCCACGAGAAGGGCACCGCGGCCUGCGAGAGAACCACGGGGCUGUGAGCGCGCCAGGGAGCAGCGGCUGCCACCGCCGUCGCCACAAGACGGGCAGCCUGCCAAGAGCACGGGCAGCAGGUGCCGCACGCCUGCCCGCCGGGCAGCCCUAUCCCAGUGGGCAGCACGAGGAUGGGGGCCAUGGGAGACUUUCCUACUUAAUUUUCAAAAAGGGAAUAUCUUAUUUUUGUACAUUUUUAUAAACUCGUCAGCGUGUGCACCCUGGCAUUUUUAUACUCUGCUCCCCAUCUCUGCUCUGGGCCCGUGCCCCCUCUGUCUCCUGUUUCACGCCCUUGCCCUUCCCCAACACCCAUUUCCCACAGCGUCUCUUCCUCACGCCUCCCCCUGCCCUCCUGUGCCAGCUGCCACCCGGCAAUGCCAGUGUUGCCCCCGUGACAUGGGGCGUUAGGGGAGCUGAGCAUGGGAGUCUAGCUAGCAUGGAGCAGGGCUCUGGGCUGGCAUUGCUGGCAUGGUUGGGGUGGAAGGGGUCCCGGCCACACUUCUGUGAAAAAGGGCCAGUGUGGCUGGGGAGGGGGAAAUGUGCUGCGUGGCAUCCUGGCACAGCUGCGAGCAGCACAGGGGAGCUGGCCUGCUUGGAAAUGUGUGUGCAGAGGGCAGGGGCUGUCCUUCCCGCCACCUCCGCCCUGCUCCUGGCCGGCCGCCCUUGGACCAAAGCCCAUCCCCUCCCACUCUGGCCGUGGGGCCGGGACCCCCUGCACGGGGCCACACUCUUGUCCUACGGGGGAGGGACACAGUGUCCUGAGUCAGGUUUGGCAAGGAGCCCGUGGGGCAUUUCUCAUCAUCUCAGCCUGGGUCACACAGGGAUUUUUGUAGUGUUGUUUUUUACUCAGAAAUGAUUGUCACUGUUUUUUCUUCUUUUUUUUUUAUAUCUAUAUUAGUAAAGGCUGGAGACGUUUU
Messenger RNA from Colius striatus (speckled mousebird), 2225 nucleotides. RefSeq names its product gap junction gamma-1 protein-like. The coding region runs from base 126 to 1316 and encodes 396 amino acids. Gene Ontology annotation, biological process: cell communication. The transcript has 3 exons. The record is from RefSeq and is a predicted model, not a curated record. Lineage: Eukaryota; Metazoa; Chordata; Aves; Coliiformes; Coliidae. Gene Ontology annotation, cellular component: connexin complex.